Bombus impatiens (common eastern bumble bee) is the source of this 4054-nucleotide messenger RNA. Its product is annotated as dipeptidase 1-like. Gene Ontology annotation, biological process: proteolysis. Gene Ontology annotation, molecular function: metallodipeptidase activity. Bases 951 to 2861 code for a protein of 636 amino acids. The transcript has 13 exons. The record is from RefSeq and is a predicted model, not a curated record. Lineage: Eukaryota; Metazoa; Arthropoda; Insecta; Hymenoptera; Apidae.
UUUUUAUAAGUCCAAUUAAAGAAAGGGAAUUUGAAAUAAGAUAUGCAUCGCCCAGUAGAUAUCGACAAUUAAUCUAAAUCUGUUUCUAAAAUUUCUUCUAAGAAUAUCAGUUUUACGUACUUACUAUUGUAUUAUGUACCGUGCCAGUACUUUUUAUAGCCACUCUACAAUAGAAACAAGAAUAAUACCGCUAUUACUAAGCUAAAAAAGGAAAAAUAAGAGCAGAACACAUACUCUUGAAUCAUACCGAGAACUCGAUUUUAUUCAGCACGGAUACGAUUCCUCGUACGCGAUAUUUCCCCUUAAGUAUCUUUCGUUGUGGGAUUUUCGUGCCAAAAUGCUCAUGUUAACGAGAUACGCGAGCUAGUCGUGCGGUAAUUAAAGAUGGAUUGAAAAUUUAAAACACCCUGUGAAACGACAUAACCGUGAAAGAUAAUUGCUCCAAACGUUUCAAGCAUAUUGCUCGAGAGGCGUUGUUCGAAAUUGUACCUUCCUCCUUCUUUUUGCAACAUACGUACUUACCCUGAAUAGCUACGGAUAUCUUCCCGAGGUAUUUGUGCCGAGUUCCUUGCUUCCAGGAAAUUGUUCGAUCGUUCGAUUGAACGAAUCAAGCUUUUAUCUAUCGAUAUCACUUCACCGAGACGUUUUCAGAUUCACGGGAGAGAGAGAGAGAGAGAGAGAAGAAAGGUGGAAAAGAGAAGUCGAGAGUUUUCCAGAACAUUCUGUGUAAGAAAUGUGGAAGAAAAUAAUGGCCUCGUACGAAGAAUAACCUGUGGUCGACGUUAGGCCUGGGCUAAAUCAAUUUGACGGGGUGGGAACACGUGUGGUGGCCAGAAAAGUGACGAUGGACCCGCACGAAGAGCGGCUCGCGACACAGACGUGGUACGUGGUGUCGAUUGUGGACGCGAUCGCGACGAUGCAGUGAUUGAGUAGUGACCGACGGGAGGACGAUGCAUCACUCCGGAGGUACCGGUUACGGGACCGGGCCCCAGGAGCGAGUGCACCAGGCGCCGCGAACUACCGCCCAACCUGACAAGUGUCCCUACGAGACUUACCAGGCGCAGAUACCGGACUGCUGUGCAGCUGCAGCUGCGGUCCAGGAUCCAUAUCCACGGCCGCCCAGCGGAUAUGACGGCAGGUGCUACGAUGAGUGCCAUCGCAGGACUCCAUAUCAGGAGGACACCUAUCCCCAGGAUGUACCUCCGAGCUUCCAUCGACCCCAGUCCAGACUGGGAUACGAGGAACGUCCCCAAUCUCGCGUGGGAUAUACCUCGGAUUCCAGGUGCGCUAGCGGACUCGGGUACGAUGACACGGGAGGUGGCUACCUGGACCAGAGCGAUCCAAGGAUGUAUUGCACCAGCGGUUACUGCAUGGGUGACACCAUGAUGGCCGCGAGCAGAGGCGUCUGCGGCGAGGAGGUUGAACUAGACAUGCGGAGGCACAUCCAGGCAUGUGCCUGCACCUGCAACCACAUGGGCUACGGGAACUACAUGGACUAUCAGACGACGUGCCUAACAGAACUGCCAGACGUGGCACCGUGCAACGGCACAGUGCGACUGCCACCGCCGUGCGAGGAUUCCCCAAGUAGCGGCAGCAGCAAAGACCGCAGGGAAGAGAGUCCUCGCAGAAGAUGCCGAGUAUUGGCGACCAUCUUGAUCCUAGUGAUGGUUCUGCUUCUCGGAGGGCUUUGUCUACCACUUCUUCUACAAUCCGCGCCUGUCACGCAUCAGCAGAGGCUGGACGUGAUCAGGAGGAUCCUCACUGAAGUGCCUCUGAUCGACGGGCACAACGAUUUGCCCUGGAACGUCAGAAAGUUCGUACACAAUCAACUCGGCGAGGUCAAUCUGAGCAGCGAUCUCGGCAGAGUUGAUCCUUGGGCUAGAUCAGACUGGAGUCACACAGACAUUCCUAGAUUACGUGCUGGUCUCGUCGGUGCACAGUUUUGGUCUGCCUACGUUCCAUGCGGUGCAGCACAGUUGAAUGCGGUUCAACUUUCCUUGGAACAGAUCGACGUGAUCCGCCGGCUCGCCGAGAUGAAUGCUCAACAUUUAACUUUGGUUACCUCCGUCAAAGGUCUUAUCGAAGCGCAUCGAGAAGGCAAAAUCGCAAGUCUUAUCGGGGUGGAAGGUGGUCACUCCCUGGGGAAUUCCUUAGGUGUUCUCAGGACAUUUUACGGCCUGGGCGCGAGAUACCUUACCUUAACGCAUGCUUGCGAUACUUCCUGGGCAGUCUGUUCAGUUGGCGAGACGAACAGUACCCAGGAUUCGACACCAGGCCUCAGUGAGUUUGGAAAGGCAGUUGUCAGGGAACUAAACAGACUGGGAAUGCUUGUGGAUCUCUCUCAUGUCUCAACAAGGACUAUGAGGGCGGCCCUGCAGACGACGAGGGCACCGGUGAUUUUCUCUCACAGUGCUGCCAGGGCACUUUGCAAUUCCACUAGAAACGUGCCAGACGACGUGCUUAGAAAUCUGGCUAAAAAUGGCGGUGUAGCAAUGGUUCCGUUUUAUACAUACUUCAUAACGUGCAACAGUACAGCCACCAUAAAAGACGUUAUUGCACACAUCAAUCACAUUCGAAAGGUGGCGGGGAUCGAUCACGUUGGAAUAGGAGCCGGUUUCGACGGGAUAAAUUUCACUCCUACCGGCUUGGAGGAUGUUUCGAGGUAUCCGCAAUUGUUGGCUACUCUGCUGGAGGAUCCAACGUGGACGGAGGAAGACAUUAAAAAGCUAGCUGGCCUCAAUUUAUUGAGGGUAUUCGCUAAGGUCGAGCAGGUGCGCGACGAAUGGCACAGAGCGGCAGUAUUGCCAGUGGAGAAAAUCAGUCCACCUGACAACUCCGCAUGCGUCUACGGAGCGUCUUGAUCUUCUUUGAGGACAUUCACAGCAGGAUUCCUCGAUUUUCUACGAUCGCCGAAGAUUCGACACGUCUCAUGGAACUAUAGGACCCUGUAAACGUGCGGACUGGAUCAGCUGAAAGAUCGUUUUUCCCUGAAAACAUCUUUUUGAGUUCUCCGGGGAACUCGAUCGCGCCUUAUGAAAGAUGAAAAAUUGAACAAGAACGUACGUUCCAUCUGUGAAAAUUGAUAAGAUCGAGACCAUGUGUUGAACGAUCAUCUUCAGGACAAGUUCAAUUUCCUUCCUUAUCUUUUUCUCCUCUCAUUCACACGCCGCGCCGCCAUGAAUUAUGCGAUUGUAUUUUUUUUUUUUGCCAUUUUUGACUAACUUUAUGAACAAACUAUCUUGUUCCUCAUAUUGUUAUCGCACUUCGCUGAAAGAACAUAUCUGUAUAACGUAUAAUGGUUAAUUUGCUGCUAUUUUAAUAGCUGGAUACGUCCGUCCAUACUAUCAAGCAGAUAUAUAAUUAUUGAGAACUUUUUAUUUGUUUCCCUGUAUCGAUUGCAUCUACGGAAAUCAGCUUUUUGAUACACACUGCGCCUGUAUUACCUCCCAAAGGAAUUUUACUGAGAAACCGCGAACAUUUGUUUUAUUUCGUUUAUAAAAGUGUUAACACUGAAACUGUUAAUUUAUAGGAACUGGAAAUUUAUAGGAACAUAAAUAUAUUCAACGGCAAAUUUAUUUAUAGCAUAAACCGUAUUUAUUAGCGUGUUCAUCUACAUAGAAAUAUUAUACAGAAAUCUGAGCUCGUCCUGAAGAUAUUCAUAGAUGAAUACUUAUAAGCGUAAGAAAAAGCGUUCCUGAAUGAAUAGCGUGUAAUGAUGCGGACAAUCGAGGCGGCCAAAAAUGCUUGCUAGGAAGAAUUUCUUUCGAACGAGGAUACUCUUUAAGAAACGUUCCCUCGGUAUUAUCCUGACAGAAAUCCAAUAAAUGUUUUUCGAUACUUCUACCUUGGAAUAAUUAUAUAAGAUCUCAAGCGAUGGAUACUAGGUGGCACGCGUUCAAAUGUCAAUCAGAGAAAAGAUCUAUUAAUCAUGAUUUAACGUUGAAUGAUUUGAUAAAUUUUAUUUUCUAAUUUACAACUGCAUGAUAAUAUCCUUGACAUAGAGGAGCAAUUAGGAUAUAUUCGAUAUAACUACUAUAUAAAAUAGACGAAUCUC